Messenger RNA from Trichobilharzia szidati, 3633 nucleotides. Lineage: Eukaryota; Metazoa; Platyhelminthes; Trematoda; Strigeidida; Schistosomatidae. The record is from the annotation of a GenBank genome assembly.
AUGCAAUUGAAUGGUCACUCUCAGAAAGAAACUGAAUUUCUGUUUAUACGUCAGGUGGAGUCUUUUCUCUCUGGUAUAAUUGAUGUCACUUGUCAUACUGAAGAUGUUCUACUUAGAUUGAUUAUCUUUAAGCAUGUUCCAGAGAUUGUUAAAUGUUUAACAGAAGUUUAUCCCAAGUUAAAACUGUCUCAAUUCAUUGUCCGGUUGAUUACACGUACACUAGAGAGUACUGAACUGCCAAGUCAGAAAAUUUUAACUGAAACCAUUCAUUCAAGUCUAUUCACUGAUGCUCAAUGUCGUCAUCUUCUUGUACCAACGAUUCAGUCAAGUUUAACGCAUGUUUUCACAGAAAAAUUGGAUAAAGUUCUUAAUUCUAAAAAUAAUGAAAAUACAGCCAUAAUGGACGUUUGGUGUGAUGUACUGCUUUCGUUUGUGGACAGUUUUACGAAAGCCACUGAUGCUACUUUUUCAACCACUCGAAACACUUGUGAUGUUAGUGGUGAUAAUCACCGUCAUAAAGAAGAAGAGGAACCAGAACAAGAACAAGAGGAUGAUAAUAGUGAAACUGCAUCUAAAACUUCAUUAACACCGACAAGAAAAUCAUCAUCUACUGUUGUAAUCGAUUCUUCUACUUCUUUUUAUAAUGAUAAAUCAGAUGAAAUUUUUAAUCUACUCAUUAAACGUGAUUUUCUUCGUUGGACUAUGCAACAGUUAUCAAGGAUUUUAAUAUUUAUACACCAGCGUAAUUCUAGUCUAUACUGUCAACCUAUGAACUGUGAUUCAUUUGCUGUUGUUGUUGCUGGUGGUGGUGGUGGCAGUGCUAGUAAUAGUAGUAGUUGUUGCAGUAGUGGUGGUACAACAUUACCGUCAGUAAAUAAAUUAUCACCUUCAAAACCGCCUAUUCAUCCAUCUUAUCAUCGAUUACAACCAAUUAUGGGUUGUUUAUCCACUGUACUCUUCUCGUUACUACGAUUACUGACAAAAUCUAGUUGGAUAAAAUUUCUCGACUCUGUAUAUGAAACUGAAGAAUCUUGUCGGUGUAGUUAUUGUCAUAAUCUACAACUUGUGGGUAUUUAUGAUUUUCUGCAUGAGUUAUUCAAUCUCUUCUGUUUAAUGCAUUUAUAUCCGGCUUAUCCAUCACCAAUGUUUCGGUCAAGAUCAGAUAGAAUCUGGGCAGUCGGUAGGUAUUCAUGGGAGGAUGGUAGUUAUGCUGAUGAUAGACGAUCAGAGAAUUAUGAUCAAAAGUUGAUAUCUUCAUCAUUAUCAUCACCUCAACAGAAUAAUUUAUCGAAUAUCUCGUCUAUGAAUCAGCAUAACAAUGCUGAACUAUUCUCUCAGUCAUGGAUUGAAAUGUUGGCGUUGAUAUCGAAUUCUGAAUUGGAUGUUAUUGAAGUACUGAUUGAACUUGCUAUUAAACCAUUUUUCCUUGAUUCUAAAUUGGAUAAUAAGUUUUUAUUACAUUCUACGCAGUCGUCAUCAUCCUCAUCGGCAACAGCAGUCUGUCAGGCAGAACAAUGUUUAUCCACAGAUAUUAUUGAAUUACUUGCUCAGUGUUUAACUGGAUUCGCUGUGGAACAAGCUCAUUUAUGCGUAGAAGCUCUGCCUCCUGUAACUCGAACUCGUAUUGAUCAAAGUUUGACUAAUCACCAUUCAAUUGAUAUGCGACAAAGAGCAUGUAAUUUACUAUUAUCUCUAUGGCAUUCUAUCGACGAUCGUUCAAAAACAAAUUAUAUUCAAAUUUUCCUUCCAAAUGUGAUUAAUAUGGCUACAUUACCACUUCCAAAAAUACGUGAAAUGUGUGUAGAUUGUAUAUUGAGUGCAUUGACUAUCCAUUCAUCCACUGUGGAGCAUGUAUUCGUCAGUGAAAUUGAUCGUGUUGUUCAAUGGGCUGGUACAGAUUUUGCUGCAGAUAUUCGUGAUCUUUUACAGAGUCGUUUGUUGAACAGUAAAAAUUCACUACAAACACUUCAACGUACCACUGCUCACACUACACCUGAAGAUGUACACUUAGAUCAUAGACAACGUGUUGUCAAUGAUUUCAGUAAACAAAUUGACUGUCUUCUGCACUAUGGUAAAUUUAUUAAUCAUCCAUCACAGAUGAAUGAAAUGUUGGCAUUCUGUAAUCUAAGAAAGUUUUAUGAAUCUAUCAAUCGUAAAGAUAUGAUUCUACGCUAUUUAUACCGAUUGGAUCGAUUACACGCUGCAUAUUCGAAUAAAACAGAACGUGGAUAUACUCUGGAGUUAAUUAGUGAAAAUUACUCGUGGGAUGAAACCAGUGUUGAUGUAAGUGAUGUCUCUCCGCAUUAUGUACAAUAUGGACAAAAUUCUUCACGUGAAUUACGUGAACGUUUAUUAUUAGAUAGUUUUGAAUAUUUAAAACAAGGUACAGAUUGGGAGCAUGCAAUUGAAAUAUCAAAUAAACUAGUUCAUCUAUAUCGUGAUGUUAUGCCAAAUUAUGAACGUCUUAGUGAAAUAUUGCAAGAACAAGCUCAUCUCUACCAGCAUAUUGUGUCAAGUGAACAGUCACGUCUACCAUUUCGUUAUUAUUUAAUUGAAUUCUAUGGUCCAGCUUCGUCAUUAAUUACAACUAAUCGGAAAUUAAUUUAUCGAACAGUAUCAGAUUUAGGCGAUGUAUUAAAUAUGCUAACAGAACAAUUUCCUGAUGCUAUUAUACUGAAUCAACCGCUAACAACUAACAAUCAGUCAUCAGUAGCAGCUGAUAAAUUCUGUAUAUUUGCCAGUGGAAAUUUAGAACCUGAAUCAGAGAUACCUGAACACUUAGAUUCACGUGUUGUUGAUAAUAAAAUAAAAAGCUACUACUCCAAAAAUCGUGUCAAAUACUUUUUACGUCAUCGACCAUUACAACCGACAGAGAAAAAAGAUGGUCGUCUUGUAACCAAUACUGAAGAAACGCGGUAUUGUAUAACUGAGACUAUGCCAAAUAUCAUUCCUAUUAUGCCAGUGGAUAGAGUAGAGAUUCGUAUGUUAAGUCAAACAGAAUGGGCCAAUAAACAGAUUCAAGGCAUUAUAAAAGCAUUGCAUGCUGAUUUAGUAUCAGCUAAAUCACAAGAGUCUAACAUCUCUCAAUAUAUUGGUAAACUUGUCUCCUCUAUUCAAUCGCCUGUCAGUGGUGGUGUACCGAAAUUAGUGAAAGAUGUUGAAUUAUCCGAUGAUCCUCGGCAGGAGAAGUGUUUCUCUCAAUUAGCUGACAGUGUUUUAGAACUCUUGGAGUUACAGUUAACCUUUUUAAAGUUUUGGUAUACAACUGAUCCACCUCCACCUCCGGCGUCUCAUCGUCUAAUUGCAAUGCGUAAUCUUGAUAUGGUUGAAAAUACUAGUGGAUCUAAUGUGUUUCUAGUUCUUCGUUAUGGUCCAAUAUCUACAGAUAGACAAGGCACUGUUAGUGGGAUUAGUAAUAAUAAUAAUACGAAUAUACUGUCUCCACUUCGUCGUAAUUCGCGUUCAUCACAAAAUGCUAUGAACACCAGUGUUGGUACAAUCACUCAAUCAACUAUGCCAAGAGUUUUCUCUAGGCCUGAUUAUUCUGGUUUUGAACAUUCAACAAUUCGUUCCUUACAAAGAUCAUUUCAAACGCUCAACAUGUUUAAUGUUUCAUUUGCCCAAGACAUGUGA